Pestalotiopsis fici W106-1 is the source of this 843-nucleotide messenger RNA. RefSeq lists its product as uncharacterized. Bases 1 to 843 code for a protein of 280 amino acids. NCBI's taxonomy places the organism in Eukaryota, Fungi, Ascomycota, Sordariomycetes, Amphisphaeriales, Sporocadaceae. The record is from RefSeq and is a predicted model, not a curated record. The transcript has a single exon.
AUGUGGUCUCUUGCCAUCAUCCUGGAUUUCCUUGCCGCGAGCUAUAAAGUGGCUGGGCGAUGGAUCAAGUACCGACGUGAACCAUUUCCUCUGGGCGGGAACGGUCCGCGAGCUCCAGCACAUCACCACGUCGCGCCUGACUUGCCGACUCACACCAUCUUUUCGCCGGCGAACCUGUCUCCCGGUGAGAAGCUGCCUCUGCUGGUAUGGGCCAAUGGCUUUGGCCUGUCAUGGGGUCUCAUGUUUGGCGACUUUCUGCGCGAGAUUGCGUCGCACGGAUACAUUGUCAUUGCCAAUGGUACACCGACUGGCCUGGGGAUGACGGAUGAGACGGGACAGCUGCAGGCAAUCCGCUGGGCUACCCAGACUUCAGUAUCCGGCGACGACGUGAAAGACAUUCGGGACCACAUAGACGGCGCCAAGAUUGCGCUGGCGGGCCAGAGUAAAGGUGCAAUUCACACGUAUAUUGCUGCCAGCACCUUGCGUGAUAACCCGGCGGUCAAGAGCCUUGGCAUCUUCAACUCGGGUCUCAUGCGCCGCCGUACCCGGGAUCUGGCGCUCGUCAGUGGUCUGGCGGCCUCGGUGUACUAUUUCGUCGGCGACGAGAGGGAUGUGCUUUUCAAGAAUGCGGGUCGCGACUGGAAGCUGAUACCCAAGGGCAUUCCAGCGUAUUUUGCCAGCUUGCCCACGGGACACUUGGGUACCUUUUAUGAAGAGUCGGGAGGCUUGUUUGCCAUGGCUACUGUCAACUGGCUGGAUUUUGAGCUCAAAGGUGACGAGUCGAGUAAACAAAAGCUGCUACAAGCUGGGGACGGAUGGAAAAUACAGUCUCGAAAUCUAUGA